CAAUACCCUUCUUCACCAAGCCAUAGGCGGGCCGUGUUUGCAAGCUCUGGUUAAACUUUGACAAGUGGGCUCUGCGCACACAAAGCCCUGUAACGGCCAGAAUUCUUCACUCGUUUAGUGUAAAGCCUUAGCAAGUACAGAAAAACAAAAUGGAGGAUCCGGCAUUUCCAGAUUCGGUGGAUUCUAUGCCACCGCCGGGGACUGGACCAACUCAAACUACAACAGGUGGCGGUUCUAUGAUCAGUUUCAACAUCGAAUACAUCAAGAGUAUACCAGGUAUUCUCAAGAUUUGCGAGCUGUUCUUUGGUCUGAUCACGUGGGCAUGUGUGGCGACCUACCCGUACCAGUUGUACGCAGGCGGGUUAGGGGCGGGGCAGCACUGGGUGAUGUUCGUCGCCGUGACCACCUGGCUCAUCACCCUCAUCCUGUUCAUCCUGUUCAUGCUGUCCGUUCCCUCCAACGUGCCGGUUCUCUCAGGACUGCCGUGGCCGUUCAUCGAGAUGGCGUAUAACGGUGGCGCGUCAGUGCUGUACUUCCUAGCGGCGUGUGUCCAGGCAGGCACCACCGCCACACGGUACGCCGGCACCAAUGUCUACACCACGUACGCAGCUGCCGCUGCCUUUGCUUUCUUCACCACGGUCGCCUACGUUGCAGACGCCUUCUUCGCGUUCCAAGCCUGGCGGAGUCAGGGUGGCGGGCCGGCGGCAGGGGCUGGCACACAGGGGUAGACAGAAAGAAACACCCCGUGCCGAUCACAACUUCCAAGCAGACAUUGUGAUAGACUGUGUUAAGCCCCUGUCACACAUGGGCCAAGUAUCGGCCUCUCGUCGGAACCCCCCCCCCCCCCAACCAUAGUCAGGCUAGGAGUAGGUCGGAUGUGGUUGGUUGGGUGGUGUUCGGUGAGGUUGGCUAUGGUUCGGCUGCACCAGCCGAAAGUUUAAAAGUGUUUACAACAUUUAGGAGUGUUCUGCGGUCAAAUUUGACUCAAAUUUAACUCAAAUUCAAUUAGAUUCGCCUAAAUUUGGUCAGACUGCUCCCAAACUUCAGCCAAAUUUGGUUUGCUGGUAUUCGGUGAAAUGUCCGGGAUGUGUGACAGGGACUUAAUUUCUUUUUUUCUUUUUUUUUUUUACGUUUCUUGUUUUCUACGUUUUUCUAUCACGUAGAACUCUACCUGAAAACACGAUGAAUGUCUUCUCAAUGUCUGCUUGGCUAUGACUACAAUCACUAGUCAGUAUCGUUUCGUUUUAUUACACAGAUUAGUAAUUACACAUACAUUUACAGAAAGAUGUUAGUGAAGUCAGGAUUUUGUUUUGGUUUACCUUACUAGCAGUAUGUUUCUUUAUAGAACACGUUUUAUAGUUAGACAUAUUUUGUUGCUUUGUAACACACAGACAUACGACACAAGAUAAGUUAUGUUUCAGUUUAAUGUUUUUUGUGUGACUUAGUAUUCUAGGAAAUGGAAUGACUUUUGUGUAUUUUUCCGCUCUUCGGAAAAACAAAUAAAAAGCACAAAAGAUUGCUUUGCUUGAAAGCAAUAUCGUAAUCAGUUAUCAUUAAAACUAGAUCAAAAUUAGAAAACCUGCCAAUUUUCAAUAUUUUGAAAAUAUUUGGCAGUGGUUUUUGACUUAAUCAAUUUAUAGCUGCCAUUCUUUUUAUGGUUAUCAUUGUUACUUAAUGAAAUUCACUUUAUGAUUGUCACGGUUUUCACAUGUUUCUUGAGUUCUUGAAAAUGAAAUGAAAAUAAAAGAAAUUUGCAUGAAGUUGCAUGAAAUUCUGUGAAUUUCCAUAAGUGUAUUUUGCUCUGGGUGCCCUCUUUGCCUUUUCAGCAAUCACACUACAAACUACAGAGGACAUUUUUGUCAUGUUUCAUGCGUAUGAAGCAAUUAAAAAAGUAGUAUAAUUGCUAUAUAAAAUUGCACAAUAAUUUCCAAAUACUCAAUGCGUCCACUGGCUUUUUAUAGCUUUAUAAUAAAUAAUGAGGAUAUAGUUAGAUGAUAGUGAGUCAUAUGCAUUGUGUGCGUAAUCAAGAGUUAUUGUUACCAAUAUAUACAGUAUGAUUAGAAUUUAUAUAUGA
This is a messenger RNA of Branchiostoma belcheri (Belcher's lancelet), 2074 nucleotides long. RefSeq names its product plasmolipin-like. The record is from RefSeq and is a predicted model, not a curated record. Gene Ontology annotation, cellular component: membrane. Lineage: Eukaryota; Metazoa; Chordata; Leptocardii; Amphioxiformes; Branchiostomatidae. Bases 150 to 728 code for a protein of 192 amino acids. The transcript has 4 exons.